Tetrahymena thermophila SB210 is the source of this 906-nucleotide messenger RNA. RefSeq names its product coiled-coil protein. The transcript has 6 exons. The record is from RefSeq and is a predicted model, not a curated record. Gene Ontology annotation, biological process: mRNA splicing, via spliceosome. Lineage: Eukaryota; Ciliophora; Oligohymenophorea; Hymenostomatida; Tetrahymenidae. Gene Ontology annotation, cellular component: U2-type spliceosomal complex; post-mRNA release spliceosomal complex.
AUGAGUUCUCUAAAAGCAGCUAGAGCAGAUAAUUAUUACUAUCCUUAAGAUUGGGAUCCAUCAAAGGGAUCAUUAAAUAAAUUCUAAAAUUCUCAUCCUUUAGGAGAUCGUGCUAAAAAAAUAGAUUAAGGAAUUUUGGUUAUUAGAUAUGAGACACCAUUCCAUGUAAGAUGCCUAAAAUGCGACAACAUGAUUGCAAAAGGUGUUAGAUUUAAUGCUGAAAAAAGAAAAGUUGGAAAAUUCAUGAGCAGCACUAUUUGGGAGUUUAAAAUGAGAUGUCCUCAUUGCUCAAAUAAUAUUAUAGUGGAAACAGACCCAGAAAAUACAGACUACAAAUACAAAGAAGGUGCUAGAAGAAUUCUCAACACAGAAAAUGCUAAAACAGACGUCUAGUUCAUUCGUGAUGAUUCUGAAAAAGCUAAAAUUUAAGAAGACGCAUUUUAUAAUCUUGAAAAUAAGAAUUCUGAUUAAAAGGUAGCUGAAAUUGAGAAACCCAGAAUACAAUCUAUGAUGCAAAUGUCUAGUGACAGAUAUGAAAAUGAUUUUGACAACAACCUGUUAUUGAGAAAUAAGUUCAGAAAAGAGAAAAAGCAACUAGAAAAAAAAGAAGAAGAAGAUAAAAAAAAUGUAAAUUUUGUUUUGCCAAUAGCGCCUACUAGACAAACAGAUAUGAUUAGAGUUAAUAAUGCUCAUUUUAAAGGGCCUAAUAAUUACCAAAAGAAUAAAAUCGAAAAAAGAUCUGAAAUUCUAAGAGCUAACAUAUUUCAAGAUUAAAAACAAGAAGAAGUAAACAAAGUGUAUAAAAAAAUCGAUAAAUUGCCUAAAUCAACUUAAAUUAUGAUAAAAAAUUCCUUAAAGUUAAAUCAAAAGAGUUAAAAUUAAUUUAACAUUGUACAUAAAAAAUGA